AUGUCAUAUAACGAUAAAAAGAAGAAACUCGAAGAAUUAGCUGCUAAACGCAGAGCAAAGGAUUCUGAGGAGGAGAAAAGGCAACAAAAAGAUACAAAGUCUUCUGCUGGACCAGCAGGUUCUUCAAAGGAAAAAGGUUCGCCUACCAUCCGUUCUUCACCUGUAAGAAAUAAAUCGAGUUCGCCAUUAAGAUCAAAGAGCGGAAGAGCUGUAACUCGAGACAAAUAUGUGAACGAUGGAUUUAUCGAUGAUGACGAAGAAGAAGAAGAGCUCGAUUCUGAAAGUCAAGCUUCAUCCGGAGAAAAAUUUUCUGUGUCCGACGAAAUUUCGGAAUCGGAUUAUUCAGAUGGUGUAGGAUCAAGCAAAAGGAAAAAUAAGAAAGUUACACCAAGCUCAAAGAAAUCCAAGGGCAGUAAUAAUAAAAAGAAAACAACAAAAAGAAAGAAGAUCGAGAGCGAAGGUGAUGAUAGCUCUGAAGAAGAGGUGGUGAGAAAAAAAUCAAGUAAAAAGAACAAAAAGAAAAAGAGAGAUAGUGGCGGAUCUGAAGAAGAAUUAUCCGACAUUCGUAAGGACGAGCUUGAAGCACUUGAUACUUCUCAAAUCAUCAAAGGAAGAAGAACAAGAGGAAAACAAAUAGAUUUUAGGGGACAAGACCCAUAUGACGACGAUGAAUAA
This is a messenger RNA of Acaulospora morrowiae, 675 nucleotides long. The record is from the annotation of a GenBank genome assembly. Lineage: Eukaryota; Fungi; Glomeromycota; Glomeromycetes; Diversisporales; Acaulosporaceae.